Papaver somniferum (opium poppy) is the source of this 852-nucleotide messenger RNA. RefSeq names its product cysteine-rich, acidic integral membrane protein-like. The transcript has a single exon. The coding region runs from base 1 to 852 and encodes 283 amino acids. NCBI's taxonomy places the organism in Eukaryota, Viridiplantae, Streptophyta, Magnoliopsida, Ranunculales, Papaveraceae. The record is from RefSeq and is a predicted model, not a curated record.
AUGAAGAUUUCCGUAGUCUUUUUCUUUGUUGUAUCAGUUGCAGUACUUUCUUUAUGUCUUUCUGUCGAUGGCUUAGAGAAAUUUUCUCGAGGAACUUUUUCACAGAAGUCGAUCAUCAAGAAUAAAGCCGGUACUCAUAUUCGUGGUUAUGAUGACCAGGACAAGGAGGUUAUUGGCUAUCAUUAUGAUGGCGGAGACAUUUACCAGGAUGAUAAAGCACGCCUAGAAAGUUAUGAUGGUGGCAAAAAGAAGUGUAAGGAAUGCAAGAAAUGCAAGAAGUGUAAGGACUGCAAGAAGUGCAAAGACCAUAAGGAUCAAGACAAAGACAAAGACUGCAAGAAAUGCAAAGAUUGCCAGAAAUGUAAGGAAUGUUCAUACUGCAAAGACUGCAUGGAUUGCAACGACUGCAAAGACUACAACGAUGACAAAGAAUGCAAAAACUGUAAGGACGAUAAAGACUGCGAGAAAUGCAAAAAAUGCCAAAGCUGCAAGGAUUGUUCCUACUGCAAAGACUGCAAGGAUUGUAAGGACUGCAAAGACUAUAGCGAUGACAAAGACUGCAAGAAAUGCAAGGACGACAAUGACUGCCAGAAAUGCAAAGAAUGCCAAAGCUGCAUGGAUUGUUCAUACUGCAAACUCUGCCAAGACAAGGGUUGUACAAACUACAAGGGCAAAAAAGACUGUAAAGACGGCAAAGGCUGCCAAAACUUCAAAGGCGAUGACGAUGAUGACGACGAUGAUGAUUGUGAUGACGAAUGCGACGACGAUGACUGUGAUGAUGAUUGUGAUGAUGACUGUGAUGAUGAUUGCGAUGAUGAUGACUAUUUGGAUGGAAAAAGAGAAACCAUGUAA